UUGUGCAUAUGUGUGUUUGUGAUCGUAACAUGAAUCCUCAGAAUCGUCUCCAGUCCAAAUCCAGGUAAUCCACUUUCCCUGGUUUCGGUCUGAACUCCGAUCCACAAUUUCGUGUCCGUGUUUUCCGAUCAGCUUCCGCCUCACCGAGUAACAGGAAGUUGUCCCGGACAGAACCGGAAACUGAGUUUAUCCCCCAAAAUAUGAAUCAAAAAGUAGUUUUCUCCUAACUUCCCGGAACCUCCGACCCCUGAGAGGAUGUCUGCGUCUGCGAGGAGCGGGGAGAUCAUCCACCUGAACGUGGGAGGGAAGAGGUUCAGCACCUCCAGACAGACGCUCACCUGGGUUCCGGACUCCUUCUUCUCCAGCCUGCUGAGCGGACGCAUCUCCACCCUGAAGGAUGAGACCGGAGCGAUCUUCAUCGACAGAGACCCCUCUCUGUUCGCUCCCAUCCUCAACUUCCUGCGGACCAAGGAGCUGUACCCGCGCUCCAUCAACGUGCACCUGCUGGUGCACGAGGCAGAGUUCUACGGCAUCACGCCGCUCGUGCGGAAGCUGCAGCUGUGCGACGAGCUGGACCGCUCCUCCUGCGGAAACGUGCUGUUCAACGGCUACCUGCCCCCCCCAGUGUCGCCAGCCAAGCGUCGGAACCGCCACAGCGUGGCGGGGCCGCAGUUCAUGAUGGGCCGGGCCGUGGCGGCGGAGAGGGCGCCGGUGAGGCGCAGCAACACCAUGCCGCCCAACCUGGGGGGGGCUGGGAUCCUGAGGAGCUGCGAGGAGCGCGCACCCACAGGGGGGUCGGCGGACGCCGGCAUGGUGCGGAUCAUCUGCGGACACUAUAACUGGAUCGCCGUGGCCUACGCCCAGUUCGUGGUCUGCUACAGGAUGAAGGAGUCGACGGGCUGGCAGCAGGUCUUCACCUCGCCUCGCCUCGACUGGAUGAUUGACAGAGUGGCGCUCAACGCCAGAGUGAUGGGCGGCUCCCUGGGAGACAACGACAAAAUGGUGGCGGUCGCCUCGGUGACGGAGAUCAUCCUGUGGGCCAUCUGCCCCGACGGCAACGGAAACGAAAUCGGCGUCUUCAGCCUGAACGUGCCGGCAGAGGCGCUCUUCUUCGUUGGGAACCAGCUGAUCGCCACCAGCCACACCGGGAAGAUUGGGGUUUGGAACGCCGUCACCAAACACUGGCAGAACCAGGAUGUGGUUCCCAUCAGCAGCUACGACACCGCCGGCUCCUUCCUCAUCCUCGGCUGCAACAACGGCUCCAUCUAUUACAUCGAUGUUCAGAAGUUUCCUCUGAGGAUGAAGGACAACGACCUGCUGGUGACGGAGCUGUACCGAGACCCCACCGAAGACGCCAUCACGGCGCUCAGCGUUUACCUCACGCCCAAAACCAGCGACAGCGGGAACUGGAUCGAGAUCGCGUACGGAACCAGUUCUGGGACGGUCCGGGUCAUCGUUCAGCAUCCAGAGACGGUCGGGUCCGGACCCCAGCUCUUCCAGACCUUCUCUGUCCACCGCAGCCCCGUGACCAAGAUCAUGCUGUCUGAGAAGCACCUGAUCUCAGUUUGUGCAGAUAACAACCACGUGCGGACGUGGACGGUGACCCGCUUCAGAGGGAUGAUCUCCACGCAGCCUGGGUCCACGCCGCUCACCUCCUUUAAGAUCCUCAGCCUGGACGACGUGGACGGACACGGCGGCUGCAGCACCGGCACCGAGAUCGGUCCUUACGGAGAGAGAGACGACCAGCAGGUCUUCAUUCAGAGAGUCGUCCCGGACACGGAUAAGCUCUACGUCAGGCUGUCGUCCAACGGGAAGAGGGUGUGCGAGGUGCGCUCGGUGGACGGGACGCCCAUCACAGCCUUCGUGGUCCACGAGUGCGAGGGCUCCAGCCGCAUCGGCUCGCGGCCGCGCCGGUACCUGUUCAGCGGCCACGGCAACGGCAGCAUCCAGAUGUGGGACCUGACCACCGCCAUGGAGAUCGCCGGGAAGGUGGACAUCAGAGCGCUGGGCGGGCCCACAGAGGAGGAGCUGCUGGAGCUGCUGGACCAGUGCGACCUGGCUCUGACCCGAACUCCCGACAGCACCCCGAGAGCCUCCACCUGCAGCCUCCACUCUCAGCUCAGCGAAAGCUUUCGGAUGGAGCGCCUCCACGCCGCAGGAGGACGAGGAGCAAACGGAGCUUCGGGUUCCUCUGCGUCGCUGUGCAGCAGCCUCCCCCGGCAGGCCCCGCCCCCGCUGCCCCUGAGCAAACCCGCACGAGACCUCGGCCCCUCGCCCGUGCCUCAAAGCUUCGCUGUCCCCGCCCACUCCUCCAGCCCCCGCCCCACCAGGCCGGAGCGGGACGUGGCGGCCGUGCGCCGGGGCAGCUUCGUGGAGCGCUGCCAGGAGCUGGCCAAAGGUUCAGAGGCGGCCAGUUCGGUGUUCGGGCCCCCGGUUGGGGGGGAGGGCUUCAGGCGGAGCUUGGCGGUGUGCGGCGAGUUGGACGCCAGGUUCUCCUUCAGGAGCCCCACCAGCUUCUCCGUCUCCCCCGGGACCCGCCUCUCCUCUGGAACGCCGUCCCCUCUGUCUUCGUCUUCAUUACAGCGCAGAGCCACGCCCACCUCCCCGACAAGCCCCGCCCCCGCGGCGGCGGCUCACUCCCUGACCGCUUCCUCCCCUCGCCAGGCAGCGGGCUCACCUGUGGACGCACCCGCCUCACCUGAGAGCCCGGGCAGUCUGGACGGGCCCCCCACCUCACCCAAACCCCCCAUGAACGAGACCAGCUUCUGAGGGCUUAACCCAUGUUGUCAUGGUUACCGCAGACCCUUCGGUCCGCUCCGCUCUGGUCCCAGAACCCAGAGGUCCAACGAUGUCAGAUUUCUGAACCAGAACCGCCGUUUCUGUUCUACGAGAUCCAAACACGACGGGAGCCGAACGGGCGACCGAACCAAGACGAAGGUGACCCAUUUCAACCGUCAGAAACCGUUACAGGGAAAAGGUUCUGGUUCUGCUGCUGCAGAAGCCCCGCCCCCUCUGAGCUCACAUCUCAGAGUUGAAGGUGCAGAUGGCGCCGGCGCCCGGAGGGAAGGUGGGCCGGCUCCGUUUAGAAGGAUCCGAGAAGGCAGCUUUGGAGAAGACUUCGGUUCAAAUCCGGGACACCGAUUGAAAACUGAUCUGAGACCAGAUCUCAAAGAUCCACUUUGAUCUGUUGAAAUCCUGCAGACCAGCUGUUUGAUCACCUGAGGAGACUUCAGCACCGAUUCACGGUGAAAACAAAAACACGGGUCCAAGAACAGAACCCUGCGGCACACCAAGACCGAGUCCAGGUUUGCUUUUCAUCUGUUAUUUGGAAGGAGGUUAAACCAGAUGAUGGGAAUGAACGCUUUGGUUCUGAUCAGGAGCCAGAACCGGAACCACUCCAGCCUCCAAACCCACAUUUGGUCUGCAGGAGACGAUGCAAAGCUGCAGCAGAAGAAGGUUCCUGCUCUUCACCCUGAAGCCUUUUCUACCGACAUUUGGAUCAGAACCGUAUUUUUGUAGUUUUUGAUGUGAAGAAGCCGGUUUUCUGUCUGUGGGAGGAAGAAGCUUCUACCUGGAUGUGGAGCACUUCCUGUCCGAGGACAGGAGGAACGGCGCCCGCCAUCCAUCAAGGUGUCGAAGCAAACGUGACACCAAGAAGCACAAAUACAGACGUUCAGCUGUAGAACCCAACAGAACCAGAAACCUGCAGGUUCUGGCUCCUAAGCAGAACCCUGGUUCUAUCAGAAGCUCUGAUACAAAGGAGGACUGUAUGUGGACGCCGCCUGGGUUCUGUAGGUUCUGGUCCUUUUCAUUAAAGAUCUUUGACACCAGAA
This is a messenger RNA of Oryzias latipes (Japanese medaka), 3833 nucleotides long. It is a transcript of the gene shkbp1, whose product is annotated as SH3KBP1 binding protein 1. The record is from RefSeq and is a predicted model, not a curated record. Gene Ontology annotation, biological process: protein homooligomerization. NCBI's taxonomy places the organism in Eukaryota, Metazoa, Chordata, Actinopteri, Beloniformes, Adrianichthyidae. Gene Ontology annotation, molecular function: protein binding.